AUUGGUACUGAUGUUGCUUGGCCAUGUACCACUUUCAUCUUUCAGGUCGCAUCUUUUCAAGGAGUGGCUGUCCGCAGCCUCUGCACAUCCUCCCCUCAUGAACACCCAGAACACGGAAGAUUAGUUUAUAAAGGAAAUUUGGCAAAGGCAGUGUUAGGUGUGAGGUUUUUCUCUUACUCCACCAGCAUAUUCAACCUAUUCAUGAUGCCCUACAUCAUGCUCAAAACUGGUAUUGGAUUUGAAAGCCUGAUUAUACAAGCUGCCUUUUACGGGUUGAUCGGGUUUUUUACGUUUGUAACACCCGUUACUUUGCAUGUCCUUACAAAAGGCUAUGUGAUUCGACUCUAUUAUAAAGAUGAAAUGGACACAUAUACAGCCAUUACAUACAAUGCAAUCUUGGCAGAAAAAGCGACUGUUUUCCAUCAGAAAGAUGUAAAGAUUCCAGAUAUCACCAAGAUGUUUACAACAUUUUACGCUAAAACGAAAUCAAUGCUUGUUAAUCCGACACUGUUCCCGAAUCCUCAGGAUUUUAACCAUCUCAUGGGCUAUGACAAGUCCUUUUAUUUUAACUUAGAGGAGGAGAAGGAAGCUGAUGAAAGGAAAUAAUUUGAAGAUAAUGAAUGUCACUGUCAUUGUUCAUGGUGCAGUGCUGUAUAUGUGAAAGAAUGUAAAAUUCUAU
This is a messenger RNA of Pelecanus crispus (Dalmatian pelican), 679 nucleotides long. The record is from RefSeq and is a predicted model, not a curated record. Lineage: Eukaryota; Metazoa; Chordata; Aves; Pelecaniformes; Pelecanidae.